GCUCAGCAUCCAGUCUUCCCUUUCCAGAUACCUCUGGCUGAAUCUCUCCUCUCUUCAGCUUUCCAGCUAAUCAAACAGCAAAUCAUAGCAGCUGUGAAGGACAAGUAGAAGUUGUUGGUGGUUGUUGAAUGCUUUUUGGAUCACGGAGACCAUCCAAAGUAAGAUUUUUUUCUUCUGCCUGGAAAAAGGCCUCCCUGUCCUUGCAUGAUGGUUCCAGAGGUCUACAUGGAAACUCCCAUCUGUCUAAUCAAUAACAGACCUGAUGGGAAACUUGUGACGGAAGAGAGAGCCAUGCGCCUACUUCUGGGUAUCCGCCAGCCGGUGGUGGUGGUGGCCAUUGUGGGGCUCUAUCGCACUGGCAAGUCCUACCUCAUGAACAGGCUUGCUGGCAAAGGAAAAGGUUUCCCUUUGGGUGCCACUGUGCAGGGGAAGACCAAGGGCAUCUGGAUGUGGUGCCUCCCUCACCCCCGCAGGCCCGACCACACACUGGUGUUGCUGGACACGGAAGGCCUGGGUGACGUGCAGAAGGGAGACACACAGAAUGAUUCCUGGAUCUUUGCACUGGCCAUUCUGCUCAGCAGCAUCCUGGUCUAUAACAGCAUGGGCACCAUCGACCAAGUGGCCCUGGAGAACCUGCACUAUGUAACGGAGCUGACAAAAAAGAUUCAUAUAAAGUCUUCCAGCUGCUGCCAAGAGCAGGAGAACUCUGCCGAAUUUGUCCGCUUCUUCCCCGCCUUCAUCUGGGCUGUAAGAGACUUCACCCUGAAGCUGGAGAUAGACGGACGGCCUAUUAGUGAGGAUGAGUACUUGGAGAAUGCAUUGAAAUUGGAGCACGGAAACACUGAGCAAAUCCAGAGAUGCAACAUGCCCAGAUUAUACAUCCGCAAAUUCUUUCCUUCCCGGAAAUGUUUCACGUUUGACCGUCCAGCUAACAAGAGGAAACUGCAGCGGCUGGAGGAAUUGGAAGAGGAGGAUUUGGAGCCAGACUUCUUGGAACCUGUGACCACUUUCUGCGAACACAUCUGGAACACCUCCCGACCCAAGACAGUCCCAGGAGGCCGGGUUGUCAGUGGAACAAUGCUCACACACCUGGCAAAGAGCUACGUGGAAGCGAUCAACAGCGGGCAGAUUCCUUGCGUGGAGAAUGCCGUGCAGGCCCUGGCCAAGAUUGAGAACGCAGCCGCCGUGCGUGAGGCCAUUUCCCGCUAUGAAGAACUGAUGGAGAAGCGGAUGAAGCUAUCCAUAGAGGGACUGGAGGAGCUGCUGAGAGCGCAUGCCAUGUCAGAGAGGGAGGCCACUGGAGUGUUCAUGACCCGUGCCUUUGGGGACCACAUUGCCAAAUUUCAAACUGAACUUGCGCAAACGUUGUUCCAGAAGAAGAAGGAGUUCUGCGAGAGGAAUGAGCAAGAGUCUUUGAACCGCUGCCAUACCGUGCUUAUGGAUCUUUCCCAGGAGCUGGAAGACGGGAUCGCCAAGGGGAUCUACUCUGUGCCUGGCGGCUAUCAGCAGUUCUUGGGAAAGCAGCGUGAAAUAGAGGAGAAAUACCGCUUGGUAUCUGGGAGAGGGAUUCAGGCAGAGAAGGCUCUUGAGGGGUUCCUGAAAUCCAAGAAGAGUGUGGCAGAGUCGAUCCUUCAGAUGGAGAAGACCCUGAGCAACAAAGAGAAGGAGAUUGAAGCUGAGCGUGCUCGAGUCCAAGAGGCCCAACUCCAGCAGCUGCUCAUAGAGCAAGAGACGGCCAAGUGGACCCAAAUGGUGGAGGAUCAGAAGCGGAGCUACGAGGAACAGCGCCGGCAGCUGCAGGAGAAGAGAGAGAGGGAGAAAAGGGCGUGGCAACAGGAGACGGAAUGGAUGAUGGAGCAAAAAUUCAUGGAACAAAGGCGACUGCUGGAAGAAGGGUUCCAUCAGACGGCCUCUAAAUUGAAAAGUGAAAUCAAGCAUCUUGAGGAAAACAAUGCCUGGCAUACUUAGUCGCAGGCAUCAAAAAGUCAGCUGCACAGCUAGGGCAAUUGGG
Gekko japonicus is the source of this 2011-nucleotide messenger RNA. RefSeq names its product guanylate-binding protein 1-like. The coding region runs from base 205 to 1968 and encodes 587 amino acids. The transcript has 12 exons. The record is from RefSeq and is a predicted model, not a curated record. Gene Ontology annotation, molecular function: GTP binding; GTPase activity. Lineage: Eukaryota; Metazoa; Chordata; Lepidosauria; Squamata; Gekkonidae.